UCAGUGUGUAAGACUUCUUCUAGUGUGUGUGUGCGUGUACAGAAGAGGGACGCUAACUGUUAUAAAGCAGCCGGGUGAACACCAACGGCACGUCAUUCGCUCCAAAACCACCAGUCCAACUGGAAACGUCUUCCUCUCGCUGCCGUUCCUCCUCUCUCUGUCUCACUUUGAAGCUUUUUUGCAUUCGAAAGCUGUCGAAUUUUUCUUUUGACUCGGUCAUUUUUCGUAGCAAGAAUUUUGACUGCAGUUGGAGAUCGAACGAGAACUUGAAAAUCUGGCAUCUCUUUGAGGCAUCAGCGUCGUGAACGAGCAACGCCAAAACUUGAAAUUACCGUUUGCCAACAGAGGGCACGCAGACGCACAGGUUUGUGACAGCUACGAUAGUUGUGCGAUUGUUCGUCGGUCAUCCGCUCGCCAGCCGUUAAGGAUUUCGAUUUUUGUCGUGUCGUUGGCUUCGUCUUUUAUCGAUCAAUUAAAAGAACAAAACAAAACACACACAAAAAAAAAAGUGAUUCGGAUUAUUCCCUUAGUUGUGCUGACUCUGUUUCUCAUCAUCAUUCAUCAAGGUGCGUGGUGAUUCCAACGCGCGUAUCUCAAACCAACCGACAGAAAAAACAUCAAGAAAAACAGAAAACACAAAAAAAUGUUCGUGUGGAGGUUACUGCUGGUCACCGCCUUCAUCGGCGCGGUGGUCCUAGCCGCUGAGGAAGUCAAGAAAACCGAAGAGAAAGCCGCCGACAAGCCCGUCGUCGUCGUCGUGGAAAAGGCGGUCGAGAAAACAGCAGACAUUGUUCAACCGGCAGAUAAAAGCGUAGCGACAGCAGCGCAAAAGGAUGCAGUGGUUAGCCCUACGGCCGGAACGCCAGCGGCCGUUGCUAAAGCGCCGGCCAAAGUCGCUCAAAAUCGAGUGGCCGUCAUUGACGCUGUCGAAGGCGAAGAGGAGGAGGAGGAAGCGGAAGAGGAAGAGGAAGAGCCGCACGCUUCGGCUUUGCACGCAGAACACCGUGAAGCUGUUGAUGAGGAAGAGGAGGAAGAAGAUCAAUUGGCUUUGGAGACAUCCAAUGUCCAGGAGAAGGACGGAGCUGGACACGGACACGGACACCAUCAUCACGAACAAGGCCCAGCUUACCAUACUGGCGGCGGAUCGCAGCAUUACCACGGCAAACAACAAGGUCCGAUUCCGGUGCCACUGCCCGUUCCGGUUCAUCCGGCAUCGGUCGUUUUGCCCACGUUGCCUAAACAGCAAUACAACCCGCCGGCGCAGUACAAAGCCCCUCCACCGAGCCCGUACAUUCCUUCGGCUUCGGCUCCUGCUCCGGCUUACCAGUCCGUUCCUCCUCCACCUCCGCCACCUGGACCUCAGGCCGCCUAUUCGGCUCAACGGCCCGUCUACUCUCAGGCACCACCUCCGCCCAGGCCGCAAUAUCAGCCUCAACCGCAGCCUGCCUACCAACCACCUCCACCUCCACCAGCUCAACCUAUCUACGCUCCUGCCCCUCAGCCAUCUUACCAACCACCUCCUCCACCUCCCCCACAGCCGUCUUAUCAACCACCUCCCCCACCUCAGGCUCAGCCAUCUUACCAGCAGACGGCGUUCCAACCACCUCCGCCACCACCAUCUUACCAGCCACCCGCUCAGGCUUACCAACCUCCUCCACCACCUCCACCGGCCGAGAGGAACUCGUACGGACCGACUAGCGCUCCCUCUUUGCCCGAACCUGCCCAGCAAGUGCAACAGUACCGUCCCGAAGCAACGGUCGCUCUUCCCGCACAAGCCGCCCCAUCUGAACCGUGGCCAGCCCCCGUCCAGGACAUGCCCAGGAUCGUUUCGCUGGAUGUCAAAUGCGAAAAGAAUCUGAUGAAGGUCUUCAUUGAAUUUGAUAAACCUUUCAACGGGGUCAUCUUCUCAAAGGGACACUACGCCAACGCCAACUGCGUCCACCUGCCGGCAGGACUCGGCCGCACGUCGGCCAACUUCGAUGUCAGCAUCAACACUUGCGGUACAACUGGCAACACUGAAAACGGCCUUUACGGCUAUGGCUCUCAGGCCGGCUCGGGAACAUUCUUCGAGAAUACAAUCAUUGUCCAGUUCGACCCUCAAGUCCAGGAAGUGUGGGAUCAGGCCCGCAAAUUGCGCUGCACUUGGCACGACCAGUACGAGAAGUCGGUCACGUUCCGUCCGUUCCCCGUCGACAUGUUGGACGUCGUUCGCGCUGAUUUCGCCGGCGACAACGUCGGAUGCUGGAUGCAGAUCCAGGUCGGCAAAGGACCAUGGGCUUCUGAAGUGUCCGGCUUGGUCAAAAUCGGUCAGACGAUGACCAUGGUGUUGGCCAUCAAGGAUGACGACGGCAAAUUCGACAUGCUCGUCCGCAAUUGCAUGGCUCACGAUGGCAAACGGGCGCCCAUCCAAUUGGUCGACCAGCGAGGUUGCGUCACACGACCCAAACUCAUGUCACGAUUCACGAAAAUCAAGAACUUUGGCUCUUCCGCAUCCGUCCUCUCUUACGCCCACUUCCAGGCUUUCAAAUUCCCCGAUUCGAUGGAGGUUCACUUCCAGUGCACCAUUCAAAUCUGUCGCAAUCAAUGCCCCGAUCAGUGCGCGGGAUCUGAGCAAUACUCGGCGGCUUCGUCAGUGUCAGCCAGUGAGCCGAGGAAUCCUUACAACAGGAUCGGGGCAGUGGCCAGCAGACCACGAGCUGAAGAUCAGGAUGGCAUUCAAAGAUCGCCGAGAAGUCAGCGCGAUGUCAGCGCCUCUGAACAAGAGCCGACUCGGGCAGAGCAACAGGAUGUCGGUAUCAACCGCAUCAUCCAGGUGGUGUCCACCGGCGAUUUGACGUUCGCCCUGGAACAGCAGAGCGACAACACGACGACCAUCGUCUUCCCGUCGCGUUCAGAGACCGAAGGUCUCAUUUGCAUGACCUCUCCCGGCUUCGCGGCCACUCUGGUCGUUCUCCUGCUCAUCUUGAUCAUUUCCUGUUUGCUGUCCGCCUUCCUCUGCAUCCGGCACCGGGCCUUCGGUGUCGACCGAUCGUUAGUCUCAGCCUUCGCCAAUCCAGCUUUCGCCCACAAGAAGGGCCAUUUUUAGACAUUUGAAAUAAUCGCAUCAUUUGGUCGGAGAAGACGUAUUAUUAUAAAACAAAUAAUUUGGGGGGGGGAGACUAGUGACGAUCCAGCAAGUUGGAUCACGGACGUGCCGCGCGCCUUUUCUUAAUGGAUUGCGCGCAACACUAAAGACGCAUUUAUUUAUUUAUUAUUAUUAUUUUUUUAAACACAGCACACGGACACAGACACGAGACGUUUUUAUUUUAUUUUUGUUUUCUUUGACGAUGACUGGACAAACACGAAUUCACGCACAGACUUCUUGACAUUUACGGGGGACAGUUUGUUUUUUAUUGUUUUGACGACCCAUUUUUUUUUGUUGUUGUUGGACGAGACGCAUCACAUCACGGGUGACAUUUUCUCUGGAGCCUAUACUAUUUAAUGAGAAUUUCACUUUUCCUUAAGUUAAUUUCUUUUCAUUAUACAUUUUCAAAUAAAAAUGGAAAAGACACAACGACUGUAUUAUCAUUACUACGCGACUUUCAGACUUGACUAUCUAGCAGACUGACAAUUGUUUCCUCCCCCCAGAAAAUUGGAGACAUAAAGAGACGAUUGGGGACAUCAUUACUUCACAUUCGAUAUAUAUUUAGCUAUUACGGACGCAUAGACUGACGCACAGACUGACACCGACCUGGGAGAGUAAGACGAGACUUCAGCAUGUCUACAUUUUCCUUUAAAAAAAGAACAACAAAACAAAAGACGUAGUUUGACGGACAAAAGCAUUAACCAGUUUUGAAUUCAAUUUUUUUGUUUUCCCUCUUUUCAUUUGGUUUCGAUAUCUAGCGCGCGAUCACGUCAACUUGUCAAAUUUGAUUAGCGGCAUUUUGAUAUCGAUCUAACAAUCAAUUUUCCUUGUGUUUUUUUCUCUUAAUUUAAUUUUUCCGUGUCUCUUUUCAUUUUUUUGUUUUGAGGGUUUUACAACGAAAUUGAUCACAUCAUGUCAAGAGACCAAUCCUUAUGAUAAUGGCGGAUUACUAGUAUGUAACUCGUGAUCUUGGGAAUUUUUCAAUUUUCCUUUUUUUUUUUCAUGUUACUUUUUCUUUUCUCAAUUUUUAUUUAACGAUUUUCAUUCAUUCAAUUGGGAUUUUUUAAAUAUUUUUCUUUCCAAAAUGUAUGCUGUGUGUGUGAGUGUGCGUGUGUGUUGAAGACGACAGAACGAUCAACAAAUCAUAACUGACGCGUGUGCACUUUGAUUUUGCUCAUAUUUCGCCCUCCUUUUGGCCUGUACUAUUUUUUUUUUCUUUCUUUCAUUUGGGGAAAAACAAAAUUAAAUUUCGUGCAUGUAUUUAUGUAUUCCUUAACUGAUUCUUAAAGAA
This is a messenger RNA of Daphnia magna, 4415 nucleotides long. RefSeq names its product protein app1. The record is from RefSeq and is a predicted model, not a curated record. The transcript has 5 exons. Bases 644 to 3085 code for a protein of 813 amino acids. NCBI's taxonomy places the organism in Eukaryota, Metazoa, Arthropoda, Branchiopoda, Diplostraca, Daphniidae.